CAACUUGCACCCCUAGCUUAGCUACCUUCAUUCUCUAUUCUAUCAGUGCACAAGAUUUUUCUCCAAUGGCAUCAAAGUUAAUCUUCACCACUGUCGUCGUUUUACUUAUGCUUUUAUGUUGCAGUUCUGCAUAUGAAUGCUUUGGUGCUGAUGCUGCUGGUCUUAGGGAGAUUCCACACAGGAAGCUUAAGAUGCUGUCUUUGAAGGAUAAGAAAGCUACUCUGAAGGCUAGUCUGCGAGGAUCAUCACAAAGCAUCAAGUAUGGUGAAAAGCCACUAAGUUGGGAGUUGAGGAAGGUUCCUUCAGGUCCAGACCCACUGCAUCAUAACGGUGUCAACCCCAAAAAGCCUCAAACCCCUUAAACUUUAUGAUGGAACCUGUUUCUGUGCUCUUCCUGGUAUUUGUUAUCAGCCUAAA
Molecule: messenger RNA, 417 nt
Organism: Cajanus cajan (pigeon pea)
Lineage: Eukaryota; Viridiplantae; Streptophyta; Magnoliopsida; Fabales; Fabaceae
Source: RefSeq, a predicted model, not a curated record